Boeremia exigua is the source of this 1694-nucleotide messenger RNA. RefSeq lists its product as uncharacterized. The transcript has 3 exons. Lineage: Eukaryota; Fungi; Ascomycota; Dothideomycetes; Pleosporales; Didymellaceae. Bases 1 to 1377 code for a protein of 458 amino acids. The record is from RefSeq and is a predicted model, not a curated record.
AUGGCUUUUGGACAAUCAGACGACAACACGUUUUUCAACUCGUGGGCGCUAUGGCAGAAGAUGACCUUUGUACUGGCUUGCGGCAUUGUAGUCACGAUUUUCCUCGGUUUCCUGAAACUUUGGUAUGACCGCAGCAAGAUCCGCAAGUACAGUAAGGUCGAAAAGGGCAAGCAGGCGGCGACGCCGGAGAUGCUCGAGUCGCAGCCUGUGCAGCAGGUGCAAGCAGAAGAGAUGAAGCGAGACAUUCCGUUUGGUGUCCGCGCCAUUGAAAGUGGUAUUGAGGUCGAUGGCGUUUGGAUUUCGCGCUCCAACACCCCGGUUGGCAGCAGCCGUGCUUCAAUCAUGUCCGAGAACAGGCUGCCUCGCAGCUUCAACAAUUCGGCCUUUGAACUCCCUCAGAUGUCUUACGCUUCGAGCCACGGUAGUUCUGCCGCCCCAAGCUCCUUCGACCGCGCCGUCUCGGCCGAGAGGCUUCCCACCAACGACUCUCGCUCAGGAUCGCCGCCCAACCAGGUCUACCAGAACCGUCCUGGGCCUUCAUCCCCCAUCUACAGCCAGUCUCGCAACUCCGCAGCUCUGCAAAACCCCGAACGUUCAGGACCUCCUUCGCCCCGCAACGCUCAAUUCGGAGAAUCCAGCGGCUCUUCUAAGAAGUCCAGCCGCCGCACGAGCGAUGAGUCCGACUACAUGGCUAUUGGACAAGACGUCCGCGCUUAUGAGACCGCGUACAUGAGGCCAUCCUCUGGUCUCAGCCCCAUUGAUCCCCGCACCGAUCUCGAUCUUCUUCAGAGCCACCGCAUGUCUCACGUCGCUGAGACUGGUCAACUCACACCGCGGGUUCGCAAGCCAGGUAAUAGCGGCGAGUGGGCCAGCGUGGCAGACAACCAAGUUGCUACCCACAAUGGUGUUAACUAUUUCAUGCCUCAGAAGACUCCUUCUCCUCCUCUUCCUCCUGUCGCCGAUUCCCAAGAAGAAGCCGCCGGCUACGCAUCCAGCCAUGUCGCAGCCUCGCAACAGGAGGACCAACGACGGAGCCACGCUAGUCAAGGCGUACCCCUCCAGGAGUCGUACGCACCGAACGCUCCUUAUUACCCCGACACUUAUCAAGUCCGGGGCCCUCAGCACCAGCCGUCCUACGACGAGGUUCCGUACGAAGUCCAGACAAUGCAAAACAACCAACGUCCUGAAUCUGAGGUCCUCCGCAGUGUUAACUCUGGCUUUCAAGUGCUGAAGCCAGGCACCUUUGCCCCGCCACCCGCCGCAGACAUGGAGAUGACAGACAGGAGCGAGAGGAGGCAGUCAACAGGAAGGAAGCUCCAGAAGAAGCGUCGCUCGUCUGGAGAGUCAAGGAAGUCUGCCUUCACUGAGCAAGUGUAAAUCCCUUGUUUCGAACAGUACGUCGUUAUGUCAUUACGUCCCGUGGCGCUGGGUCGUCGCGUACACGUCGCGACCGCCAUCUCGGGUCUUCUUUACGACUUCGUGCCACCUCCAUGGAUCGACCUUCUGCGCUAGGCCUCAGAAUGCGUUGGCACCUAUCACUGCAUCGGAGUUUCUGAGCGUCUUUAAUCAUGUACCAACGGGAUCUUGGGGCUAUUCUGGCAUUGUGAUGGCUUGCAUGUAUGUUGGUGAGCACUGUCAAUCACCGCGCACUGGACUGCCGCACAAAAGGGGCAUAGAUGUUGCACACAUCAUCU